Molecule: messenger RNA, 2196 nt
Organism: Osmerus eperlanus (European smelt)
Lineage: Eukaryota; Metazoa; Chordata; Actinopteri; Osmeriformes; Osmeridae
Product: CD276 antigen-like
Exons: 5
Coding region: 699-1691 (330 amino acids)
Biological process (GO): T cell receptor signaling pathway; regulation of cytokine production
Cellular component (GO): external side of plasma membrane
Molecular function (GO): signaling receptor binding
Source: RefSeq, a predicted model, not a curated record
UCCUGCCCUCUCCCACCCCCACCUUUCCUAUCCUCCAAAAUUGGAUGGGGGUUGCUUCAUCUCCCUGUUGCUAUAGUAAUAAGGAACACUGCCCCUAGUUUAUUAUUUAUUUUUUAUAUGGCACAUCUGUUGCCAGGGAUUUACGACGUGUCCAUCUGUUUGUUGACAUUUAUUUCUACUAUUACAGUAUCCCAAACAUCGGGUCUCCUCCUAUCUCACUCCGUAUAUGUAAAGUCAGACAGUUAGACUCCUCCUCAUUGCGUUCUACAUGCAUCAUUUGUGUAACCUGUUUUACAUUAAAACCACACAAUGACACAUUGAACACACAGGUUUGGGUUCUGGGUUUCUCAUUAUUGUGGUGGAAGUCCACCAACAGAGAGAUACACAGGAAAUAUGAGAUUAUGAAUCAAGAUUAUAUUACAGUACAUGCAUUUGUUUUCUCAAAUGACAAUGACAGUUGAUAAGUAACAUAAUGCUUUGGCUACAGUUAGAUUGCAUUACAAAAAUAUGAACAAAAUGACAAAAUAGAUUUAAGAUUCAAGUGUUCAGGCCAUUCCAGUGUGUGAACAUGCUGUUGCAGCUCUUUCAUUGUGUGGAUGACAUGAUCUGAACCUUCUUCUCUUGCUGCAGUGAAAUCAUUGCCUGUUUUGUGAAGGGUAUUGCUUUACAGCUCCUUCGCGCUGCACGCCAGUGGUGGGAUGGGAGACAGCUACUGUGUGGAGGAGAGAACCAGGCCUGCGCUGGGGCAUGUUGCCAGGUGUUCAGUAGCCCUGAGGAAGGGUAGAGAAGAGAGUCAGGUUCCCUCACUCUCACAGAGAGCGGAGGAAUAUCAAGACGUGAUCCGAUCAACAACAACACUCUUGUUUUACGAUUCAAGCUGUCUGAAAAUCACAACCAGCCAGACGUUGACUGAGGCUGUUUUAGGAGAGACUGUCCUCCUGCCCUGCCACUUCUCUCCCCCCACCCUCCACCCUUCCCUCGAGCUCAUCUGGACAAGACGGACUCCCCAGGUGCAGCACAAUGUCUUCCACCUGAAGGGAAGCCAGCCGUUGUUAAAGACCCAGGACCAGGGUUACCGCGGCCGGGUGUCGAUGAACCAGGGCAGGCUGGGAGAGGGCGAUGCCAGCCUCCUGCUCGACAACACCACCCUCUGGGAUGAAGGGGACUACGAGUGCUUCCUCUUCUCGGGCUCAGACUAUGCUGACGUUAACAUUCAGCUCCAACUCACUGCCCCAUACUCCCAGCCUACCAUAGCGUGUGAGCCCCGGCCCAGGGAAGCUCAUCGACGUGACGGCACGCUCAUGCGGUGCCAGAGCACCGGGGGUUACCCUGAAGCUGAGAUGAGCUGGGUCCUCCACGACCAGAUGGUUGUCAACAGCAGCGAGGUUCGGAACCUGUCCCGGGACAGCCGGGGCAGAUUCAGCCUCCAGAUUAGCGCCGUCUGGUUCCCUGGAGAUCUCGAGGAACCUGGAGAACGGAGCAGUAACUGGGUCACCUGCUCAGUCUACAACCCCAGAGGGAACCAGACUGUGAGCAGCACAGCUACUUGUGAUAUCAGCCCCACACACCCAGGACAUAUUACGAGUCCCAAACAUGAGAGGAGUCGACUUGGAGUCCUGGCAGCUGCUCUGAUAUGGGCUGCUUCAGUGUGUCUCUGCCUGCUGAAUGGGGCCUGGAGGUCCUGUCACUAGAAUAGCUAUGUGCAUGUGUGUUGGUGCUUCUGUUUGUGUCCUCAUUAGAAACUAAAACCCAAAACUAGGUGCGAAGACUGUAUAUUUUACAAUGUUACAUUAGAUAAUGUUGUUGUUGUUGUUGUUUCGUUCUUAGAACAGAAAAUAAAAACAUUGUGUUACUCAUCCCCUGAAAUGAACGUUGUAGCCAACCAAUGAUUCUAAGAAUUUACUGUCCUUCUUUCUGACAAACAGCAUCAUGUUUCCAAUAGCCGAGAGCUAUUGAAAACAUAGCUGAGGUAGGAAGAUAUAUUGGAAACAAGUCAGAAAUGAAAAAUACAUAACAGAACGAUAUUGGGAACACAUUACUGUGUCUUGUGGCAUUUUGCUUUAUUAAAAACCUGCCUUUGAUCCCAUAUGAUCACAUAGUGAGAUAGCAUAUCCAUCUGAGGUUUUGAUAUCCGCUGGAACAUUACUGGUAGCCUACAUUCCUUUUCACCACAUUACUUUUUCAGUGUCUGAAAAA